Messenger RNA from Gymnodraco acuticeps, 8237 nucleotides. It is a transcript of the gene hecw2a, whose product is annotated as HECT, C2 and WW domain containing E3 ubiquitin protein ligase 2a. The record is from RefSeq and is a predicted model, not a curated record. Gene Ontology annotation, biological process: regulation of dendrite morphogenesis. Lineage: Eukaryota; Metazoa; Chordata; Actinopteri; Perciformes; Bathydraconidae. Gene Ontology annotation, molecular function: protein binding; ubiquitin-protein transferase activity.
CAUUGCCAUUGGAUAAGAUGAAAUAAGAUUGUGACUGUGUGCUGGAUAUCUUCAACAUUGUUGUUAUGAUGCAAGGACCAGAAGGAAUGCUACCAGGAGCUUAUGUGUAUGGACGCCUCUUCAAACCGACUCACCCUGUUUAGACAUGAGAGAUUAACUAAAGUCAACAGGGACGAAUCAGUAAGAUGCAUCAUCACCUUGACGACCAGCCCGAUCAAUAAGAAGCUCCGACUGAUCUCAGCCGCUGGUCGGGCGUCUCAUCAACAGUUUCUUGUCUUGUAGUUGUCUUCUUGCCACUCGCAAAACAUGCGUCCUUCCCUUGCCACUGCAGUCCUGCCCCCCAGGACCCGCUCCCAUAACCCACCCAACCUAGCAGUUGGGGGCCGUGAACACUUGUCAGCUCCACGGAGGCGCAGCCCCCACCUGAGGCACACGCUCAGCCCGGACAACCUGAGGACUCUGGCGGAGAGGGGGGGGGCUGGCGGCGAUAACGUCUCUGUCAUCAGCAAUCCUAUCCGGCUUCCGCGGGCCAACAGUGACACUGACCUGGUGACGUCCCACAGCCGAUCCUCCCUCACAGCCUCCACUGUGGAGCACACGCUGAACCGGGGCCAGAACCUGGUCAUCUCCUGGGACAUCAAGGAGGAAGUGGAUGCUACCGACUGGAUCGGGCUGUAUCACAUUGAUGAAACCAGUCCAUCCAACGUGUGGGACUGUAAGAACCGAGGGGUCAACGGCACCCAGAAGGGCCAGAUCGUCUGGAGGCUGGAGCCCGGGCCCUACUUUAUGGAGCCUGAGACUAAGAUCUGUUUCAAAUACUACCACGGUGUGAGCGGAGCCCUGAGAGCCACCACCCCCUGCAUCACUGUGAAGAACCCUGCAGUCCUGGCGGAGCAGGUGGGCAUCGAACAUCCACGGAAACUGAUUAGCUUUACUUUGACAGAUCUUCGUGCCAAUGGCCUGAAGAAAGGAAUGUUUUUCAAUCCGGACCCUUACCUGAAGAUGUCCAUCCACCCAGGGAAGAGGAGCGUCUUCCCUAUCUUCAGCCACCACGGACAGGAGCGACGAUCAGCCAUCAUCGCUAACACCACCAACCCAACCUGGCACGGAGAGAAGUACACGUUUGUCGCACUAAUGACUGACAUCCUGUACAUCGAGGUGAAGGAUAAGUUUGCAAAAAGUCGACCGAUCAUCAAACGUUUCCUCGGUCAGCUCACCAUCCCUGUGCAGAGACUCAUCGAAAAAAUACCCGGAGUCCAGCCUGUGAGUUUCCCUCUGUGUCGCCGCCUGCCUACUGAACACGUAAGCGGAAAUUUGCAGUUCAAAGUGGAACCUACAUCGACUGGUCCUGAUGGGGCCUCCCCCGAGUCUAUCAUUGGCAUUUCGUCCUUGAAUGGAGCUCCAGGGACUCCAUCCGAUGAUGAAGACCUGCCCCAUCAUCUUCCAGGAAUCUUGUCUUCGGUCCCCUCUCCUACCGGCUCCCAGGGCUCCCAAAGCAUGUGGGAAGGCGGGGCCACCGCCUACCCAGAAAAGGAACUGCCUCUUGUGGGAGCUGAGAGCAGAUUUGUGGAGCAUGAAAGCCUGUCGUGCCAUGAAAUGCUCCAGAGGUCUCUCAGUGAGGGCCUGGCUGCCAUCGAGGCCCCCAAAGGCCCCGGUGAAAGACCCCUGGGUGCAGCCUCACCUAAACUUCGCUCUAGCUUCCCCACUCACACAAGACUCAGCGCCAUGUUGCACAUCGACUCAGACGAGGACGAUGAUCGGUCCGGGGCCAACGACAUCUUUCCCAUGCCGCUGUCCCCGCUGCUGAUGAAUGGAGAACCUCCAGAUGUCAGCGGCCCCGAUGAAGAUGACCCUUUUCCUGAGUUCCAGCAGGAGCAGCAUCAGCUGGAGCCCGCAGCGCAGGUGGAGGAGCCUGGGGGGGCGGGUGGAGCAGAAGCCCUGCCCCCUGAGGCAGAGGGGGCCCUGGAGAUGGGGCUGGACUUGGAGGAUGUGUUGGAGCCUGACGUCUUCUCCGAAGUGGAAGAGGCCCCUUUUACAGAGGCUGUGUCCCACAACACUGUGCUAGAGGGUGAAGGGCAUGAGGAGGGGAGGGGCCCUGGUGAGGACCCCUCCUCAGAUAUGGACACCUGCUCCAUGGCAACAGCCCCACAGACAGCCUUGUCAUCAUCAGAGAGCUGUCCAAUCACAGCCAAAACUGCCGUGGAAGCGAAGGAUGGAGCGGAGACGGCCAUAGAUCCGGGGGGAGACGUGGUUUCGGGAACCCCUCCUACAAAUCAAGCUGUGGAUGAUGAAGGGGGUGGGCAGGUGGCUCCAUCUGAGGCUGCAGGAGCACCCCCCCCAGUCAGCGAGCAGGUGAGGGAGGAGCUCAGUGUGAGGAGGCUGAGCCUGCAGGCUGCAGGGGGCGUGGCCGAAACACAGGAAGGGGAGGAGACUAAACCUUGUGAGGAGGCGGGCUCUGCUGACUCCACAGAAACAGAUGGAGAGGAAGGCUCUCACGUUAAUGGCCAUCCUGUACGUUCACUUCCUUCUGUGCGUCAUGACAUCCACCGAUACCAACGCGUGGACGAGCCUCUGCCUCCCAACUGGGAGGCUCGGAUUGACAGCCAUGGUAGGAUCUUCUUUGUGGAUCACGUAAACAGAACCACUACAUGGCAGCGUCCCACCGGACCCCCGGCCCCACAGGGCCUCACCCGCUCCAACUCCAUCCAGCAGAUGGAGCAACUCAACCGCAGGUACCAGAGCAUCAGAAGGACCAUCACCAACAGCGACCGGCCAGAGGAGAGCCCGGUGGACCUGCCUCCUGAACCAGAGAGUGAAUUGAUGCCUCACUCCAUUACGGAAUACCGGCGAGAAAGUGCAGUGGCUCACUCCAGCGGCCGCUCGCGGCUCUCCCUGCUGCUCCAGUCCCCCAGUGCCAAGUUCCUGUGCAGCCCCGAUUUCUUCACCGUGCUGCAUUCUAACCCUAGUGCCUACCGCAUGUUUACGAGCAACACCUGCCUGAAGCACAUGAUCAGCAAGGUGCGCCGGGACGCUCACUACUUUGAACGCUACCAGCACAACCGCGACCUCGUCACCUUCCUCAACAUGUUCUCCAACAAGCAGCUGGAGCUCCCCCGGGGCUGGGAGAUGAAGCACGACCAAACUGGGAAGGCCUUCUUUGUGGACCACAACUGUCGCUCUACGACCUUCAUUGACCCCCGGCUCCCCCUCCAGAGUUCUCGCUCCACUGGGCUGUUGGCCCACCGCCAGCACCUGAGCCGCCAGCGCAGCCACAGUGCUGGGGAGGUGGUGGACGACUCCCGUCAAACCAACCCCCCCGUCAUGCCGCGGCCGUCCAGCACCUUCAGUGGCUCCAGUCGAAGUCAGUACCACGAUGUGGUGCCUGUGGCCUACAACGACAAGAUCGUGGCGUUUCUACGGCAACCCAACAUUGUUGAGAUUCUGCAGGAAAGGCAACCCGAGCUGGCCAGGAAUAACUCGCUCAAGGAGAAGGUGCAGUUUAUUCGCAGUGAGGGGGUGACAGGGCUGGCUCGUCUCUCCAGCGAUGCUGACCUGGUCAUGCUGCUCAGCUUAUUUGAGGAGGAUGUGAUGUCAUACGUUCCUCCGCUGCUUCACCAGAGUUACUGCCUCUCGUCUCCUCAGAGCUCCCCCGGCACCCAGCGAGCCAAUGCCCGUGCUCCCGCUCCCUACAAGCGAGAUUUUGAGGCUAAACUGAGGAACUUCUAUCGAAAGCUGGAGACCAAGGGUUAUGGACAGGGACCGGGAAAAGUCAAGCUCAUAAUACGGCGGGACCACCUUCUGGAGGAUGCCUUUAACCAGAUAAUGUGUUAUUCCCGCAAAGACCUGCAGCGGAGCAAGCUCUACGUCAGCUUUGUGGGCGAGGACGGGCUGGACUACAGCGGACCUUCCAGAGAGUUCUUCUUCCUGGUGUCCAGAGAACUGUUCAACCCGUACUAUGGCCUGUUUGAAUACUCGGCCAACGACACGUACACUGUCCAGAUCAGCCCCAUGUCGGCCUUUGUAGACAACCACCAUGAGUGGUUCCGCUUCAGUGGGCGGAUCCUGGGCCUGGCGCUGGUCCAUCAGUACUUGCUGGAUGCCUUCUUCACACGACCCUUCUACAAGGGGCUUCUCCGCAUCCCCUGUGACCUCAGUGACCUGGAGUUCCUGGAUGAGGAGUUCCACCAGAGCCUGCAGUGGAUGAAGGAUAACGACAUCGAAGACAUGCUGGACCUCACCUUCACUGUUAAUGAGGAGGUCUUUGGACAGAUCACAGAGAGAGAGCUGAAGCCGGGCGGGGCGGGGAUCCCCGUGUCGGAGAAGAACAAGAAGGAGUACAUCGAGCGGAUGGUGAAGUGGCGUAUCGAGCGAGGAGUGGCCCAGCAGACGGAGAGCCUGGUCCGAGGCUUCUAUGAGGUGGUGGAUGUGCGUCUGGUGUCCGUGUUCGAUGCUAGGGAGCUGGAGCUGGUGAUAGCCGGCACUGCAGAGAUUGACCUGGCAGACUGGAGGAACAACACGGAGUACAGAGGAGGUUACCAUGACAACCACAUAGUGAUUCGCUGGUUCUGGGCAGCUGUGGAGAGGUUCAACAAUGAGCAGAGGCUGAGGCUGCUGCAGUUUGUGACAGGCACCUCCAGUAUUCCCUACGAGGGCUUUGCCUCUCUGCGGGGCAGUAAUGGCCCCCGCAGGUUCUGUGUGGAGAAGUGGGGGAAGAUCACCUCCUUACCCAGGGCUCACACUUGCUUUAAUCGUCUGGACCUCCCCCCUUAUCCGUCCUUCUCCAUGCUCUAUGAGAAGCUGGUCACUGCGGUGGAGGAGACCAGCACCUUCGGGCUGGAGUGAGAGAACCAUCUGGAAAUCUACCUUCCUCCAGACGAGAGACAAAUAAAACUAAUCCUCAAAUGGCAACUAACCCCCCCACCCCCUCCCCCCGUGGACACUCUGCUGUUUUUGUCCUGUCUCACUCAGCACUCAGUCUUCUUGCGAUCCUCCCCCAGAGUUAGUGGAGAGAGGACUGCAGAGCUGCUCUGUACGGCUUCUUGCUUUCAUGCUCACCUUUGUUCACGUGUGCUUUAUCUCUUCAGUUGAUGGCCUUGUUUACUGGAUUUCUAGCACCUCCUCCUCCUCCUCCUCUAACCUGCACCUCAGAGACAGCUGCUGAAACCCCCUGAGCCCCCCCCCCCCUCUCCGGACCUCUAAACUGUGUCCUCUCUGCACUGAGGCUGCAGCGUUAUGAACAAUAAUACACACACACUAAUCACCUUUGCACAACGAUCACACACAAACAUUAUAUUUUUUAAUUGAUUGUGCAUACGAGUGUCUCCCCCAGGAUUUUUUUGUAUCAGCAUGGAAAGAUGUGACAUUUUAGACCUUGAGCUGGAUGUUGGCUGGUCCUCCAUGCCCGUCUGAGAGCAGGGGAUACACUAGUGUGCACAAACACACACACACAUAGACAACGUGCAUAGAGCAAUUGUCCUGAGACUGAAAAUCAACUUGUUAGAAGUUGGACUAGAGUCACCAGCUCUUCUGAGUCAUUGAGCUGCUGUGAGGAUGACGGUUACCUUCAAUACUGCGACAUCAGAGCUCUGAAACGAAAGGUGAAGACGUAUAUCUGAGGCUCUAUUUCUGCAUAUUCUAAACAAGGCAUCCAGUGUCACACACUCAUGCAUUAGCUCUGAUGCUGUGGGUGCAAGUUCUUAUCGUGUAACAGAUGGCACUCACUCCACUACACAGAAACAUUACCUUCCUGUCUUUCACACAUUUAUCAUGAGCAAUAGAUCCACUUUCACACAAGGACAGGGGACGUCUGCUCAUAUGUGUGACACAGAGUCCUCCUCACUGAUGGAAUCCUGCUGCCUCCUCUGUGAAAGUGAUGAAUGUACCAAAUAACACUGAAUGUAUUGAACCUCAAGCAGCUCUGUUCAGCCCCUGAAGAGGAUUCGGCCUCACAGAAAGUGGAGAGUUGGAAGUAUGGGGGAAGGGUUGGAAUGUGACACGGUUGCUUGAGGAAGAGAACGCGAUUCACUCGAUGUUGGCACCGGAUUACGCCUUGUCAGCAGAAAGACAGGAGCCUGGCAUCACCCAGGUGCCGGUCAGGGUGCAGUGUGGGAUCUUUUUAGUGCCUCUUGGGUUUUCCUGACCAUUAAGUGACAUUUCAUAAGGGAAGAUAUUUCAUUUCCUUGUAAAAAUGUUACCAGAUCCACGUGUCUCACAAAUCAAAGAUGGUCAGACCUAAAGGGACAGUUCAUGACUAAAUCAAAUGUAACUUAAAGGUUCAUCACAAAAUGUUUUUUUCCUCUUACCUGUUGUACUAUUUUGGAAUCUGGAUUGUUGUGGUGCAAUAACUAUACAACUAGAUGGCAUUCAGCUUGUGGUGCUCAAUGCACCAAAACACACAUCCAAAAAUCUCAACACUAGUGUACGAACUCACAACCCUGUAAGCCAUGAUUUUACACACACCUUGUUGUGAGCAGUUUGAGGUGGGAACUAUAUCCUUUACACCAAACUACAUCCACCAACUCAAUCUACACGCAGAGGUAAGAGCAGAGCCACUUGUUUGGCACCUUUUACCUUGAGCACCACCAGACAAUGCUAUCUAGUUUUAUUAUAUUGGAUAGAACUCAGACAUAUUCUAUUUUUCGGCCCAUAUUUCAAACACUUAAUAACUCACAACAAAACAAUAUUGAUGUAUAUAUAGCACUGCAGAAAAGAGACAUGCACUUUUUAUUUAGGGUGAACUGUCCCUCUGAGAAGCUGCGGUUUAAAUUCCUAAAACAAACACAAGGGGGCAGGAGGUGUGCUGUGAUUACUAAAGCAUCUCUACACUGAAGACCCAGUGUUUCCCUCCACUCUGAAUCACCUGACCUGUGAUGGUGAUGUCAUCAGCAACAUAAAUAUUACACUUUUGGUACAUAAGUCCAUGCCAGGCAAUAGUUGAAAAGCAUGUGAUAAAACAUUUCUCUAACUCUAAAGUGCACGGCCCAAAGCCUGAGGACCAUUUUACUCUAACGCACUUUCUUACAUGCACUCACUCUCUCUCACACACACACACGCACGCACGCGCACACACACACACACACACACACACAUACUCGUUUUCUAUGGGGUGCAUGCAAGAUACAUCUACUGUACAGAGUCCUGUUGGAGCUACACCACAGGGGCUGGAAUAGUGCUAGAGAGCCCCACGUUCAGUGGAGAUGUGGAGGCAGACUUUAGAAUCCCAGCCCCCCCCCCCCCCCUCCCAGUCCAAUACUGCAUGCGGGAUCUUCCCAGUGAGCUCUGUGAGCUGCGCUGGGGCAGAAACCCCUAGGUGGCGUUGUGUUAUAGCUCGAUAUUGCAUGCUGAAAUAGUGCAACACACUAUCCUUACUAGCUUUUUUGCAUGAGGAUAUUGCUGUCCGUUCAGAAAAAGGGGUGAGGGAGUAGGUUUAGGGGCGUUGCUCUGGUUGUGGCGCUCAUUUGAGGCAUGCGGCCUUAUGCUCACCUGGCACUGUCAUACCUUGAGUGUGGAGCUGAUGAGAACAAGGGGUGGGAAAUAGGUGCUUUAAUCACUUAGAUUUAGCUCUGGGAAUGGACAAUGUGCAAAUGGGAUAGUUUGUUUUCUCUAUGACAGUGUAUUGGCGAGUAUCUCGGCAGCAUGUUUCAGAAAGUAACUUUCACAUGUGUGUGUCUGCCUAUCUUAGUAAUAGGUUGAUGGUUAUGGUUCAUUGCUUGGUGAUGAAUCAAUAGGGCUGUUUUGAUUUUGUGAAAUGUGAGAGCACAUGUUUGUGUACCAGGUGUGCGGUCCUGUUUGUCUCCUUGUAUAUAAAUGUAUAUGUAUGUCUGUCCUGUUGUGUGUAUAAAUAUAUAUUUUGCACCGAAUGUACCAAAGGUUUGGGGCUUGCAAAGUCAACCAUUAGAACCUGCUCUCUAAUUUUGUCUACCCAUCACAUCCCACAGUCCUUACAGAGCAUCGCCUCAUAUUGGAGGUGCAGUGUGGCAUGCCAACACCGCUUCACGUUAGGAUUAUACAUUCACUCGGUCAGUUUUCCAUAAGGAGGCUUUUCUGCUGCAGAACACUGGUCAAAUGGAUCGCUUCACAUCCAAAUGAAGUAGUUGCACCUCUCUUGUCUCUAAUAGUACAUUUCUGAGAGGACAUGGCUCCGGUUUCAGAAUUCCACUCUAUGCAAAGCUCCUGUAUGUGUGUCUCCAUUUCACCCCAAUGAUUGUAAUAAAAAGAGAACAAAUGGCAAAUUUUGA